UAAAAAAAGUGCAACACAAGUAGUCGAGGCGCGUUUGAGAAAACAGGAAGCAAAUGGGGGAAUGCCGAGGAGGGUUUAAAACUUAAGAAAGUAGCCAUUCUAUCGUGAUUUACCGCUUAAAAACUGACAUUUGCGGUUGGUUAGAGCGCGAGGACUUUCUGGCCGUUGCCUGGACACCGCUGAAGGAGGGAAGCUCGCGCUGCGCGCCGAAGUGGACGGACCAACGACAACUAGAUGAGGGGGUCUCGAUUUAUUUCUCCUCCCUGACCAUCCACCGUGCAGGAAUGAACACCAAAUCAAUGUUAUCUUGUUAAUGUAACGUCAGGACGCAAUAUUUAAGCUUUUAAACGCGUCUCUGCUCGAUUUUACUUGAGUGUUUUGACGUUGAAAGAAGUCUUCACUCCUCUGACAGCAACGGUGGACGGCAGCGAGCGAGUGAACGGUUGAGCUAACGCUUGCUAGCGACUUAGCAGUUAAUGUCAACUAACAUGGAGGGAGAGGUGUAUGUGUUACAUAACAUCCAAAUGCUAUUAAAUUGCCGACUUUUGACACCCCUCGAGCACAGUUAUGGACGUGAUUUAAUCGCCAAAGAAUAAAGCAAUCCGUGAGCACUUUGUUUUGCGAGAGAUGGAGUCCAACUCGCUUAUCAGCGCGAUGGAUCCAUCCAUUACAUUGUGGCAGUUUCUGCUGCACCUGCUGGAAGAUCAGAGUCAGAAGCACCUGAUCUCCUGGACGUCUGAUGAUGGAGAAUUCAAGCUGCUGGACGCUGAGGAAGUGGCCAGACUCUGGGGGCUCCGCAAGAACAAAACCAACAUGAACUAUGACAAACUGAGCAGGGCACUUCGUUACUAUUAUGACAAGAAUAUUAUUAGGAAGGUUAGCGGCCAGAAGUUUGUCUACAAGUUUGUGACAUUUCCCGACCCUAACUCUGCUGAUGGGAUGAAAGGGCCCGAGGAUUCCCAGAGGGCCAGUACAGGGGAGAAAUUGGAGCAGUCCAUCCAGACAAAACCUUUAGGUGCCGCUAACGUCACCAACCAAUGUCUCUCCAAGAGCCUGCAGGUCCAGCGCUCCUCCCCCGGCUCAGUGCAGCGCAGCUCCCGCAACGAUUACAUGAAGUCCGGUCUCUACUCCACGUUCACUAUCCAAUCUCUCCAGACACCCUGUAAAGGCACAUCCAGACCCAUUAAAACAGAGCACAUCCUGGGUGACACCAGCCCCAAAACUGCCUCAAUGGACCGCACAUUGCAUGAGGUGCGUGUGCAUUAUACAGAAGCACAACAGGGUAGUGUUCAGGCCCAGUCGACUGUAGAGAGCAGUAGUCUGCAGGUGAUCGUGACCCACCCGUCUCCAUGUGCUACACCUGCACUCAGCCCACAGACACCCUCUGGCUCUGCCACUGCAGUCACGAACGCUCAGCCACAGAAGAGCCAGAGUUUGGGCGACCCGCCCCAGAUCUACCUGUCUGAUCCCAGCUCUCUGACCUCCAUUAUUCCUUUGGCACAUGGGGAAUGUGUGGUCAACCCCUCUCAGUCGGUGUUUGUGGUCAUUAAGCCUCCACAUGUAGGGCUGACCAGAGAGUCCACCAUCCCGCCUGAAGAACGCAUACUGGAGAUAGUUAAUCUGGAUGAAAAAUCAGAGGAUGAGGCUCAACCAGUGUCAAUGGUUCCUGCUCCUGGAGUAACAGACGCCCCAAUCCCUGUGGAUGCCACGACACCCUGUGUGGAUCCUGCGGUCCAGCCUGUCGGGGAAGGAGAGGUCAAAGACAAGCCAGAGCUGCCUGAGGACACCAAUACUGCAUCAGCCUCUCUCCCAGUAAGCACACAGGAAGUCCAUCCUCCUAAAUCAAAGAAGCCGCGUGUGCUCGAGCUCCCGUCCACCCUGCUGCCCCCUGGACUAUCGCUGGAUAAAGUGAAUGCAGCAGUGAACAGUCUCCUGGCACCCGGCAGUGCUGCUAAUACCCUAACACCUACAGUUAUCACCUCACAUGCCCUGACUCCAGUCCUGUUGACACCGAGUCCGCUGCCCUCAACCAUUCACUUCUGGAGCACGCUCAGUCCUAUCGCCCCACGCAGCCCUGCCAAGCUCUCCUUCCAGUUCCCCUCCAACGGAAGCAAUCAAAUCCAGAUCCCAGCACUGAGUGUAGAUGGUCUGUCCACGCCUGUCGUUCUCUCCCCUGGACCACAAAAACCAUAGAAUGCUAUUCAUUCCUUUACCUUCGGAUGUGGUGAUUGGCUUCCUUCCCAGCCAAUGAGAUGCCGAGGAACAGAACACGGAAAACUCUGUGUGUUCCGGUUGGGGUAUCUGCUCCGGCGAUGAUACAGCAAGAGGAGCGUGCUCUUCUUUACGAUUGGUCGACAGAGCAGCCCGACUUCAGGCUUGAUGGUGGCAUCUUAAAGACUGUUUACAGAUUAUUUUCCCCUUUGCCUUUUUAUAUAGUCAUGUUUAUUUAUUUAUUUUUUGUUGUCUCAAGACAACAGAUUUUUCUUAAAGCAUCUUGGUUUUCUAUGUGGACUUUCUGGAAAACUCACAAUGACAAUUUUUCCUUUGGAACUUGGAGAUUUUUUAUGUUCUUACCGUGACAACGAGUUAUGGACCACACGAGGUAACCUUUGAUUGAUUCGAGGCAUGAAAUGCCCUUACUUACAGACUGAGUAUUUCUUUAUUUUGUGUAAAUGGAAAGCAUGCAUUUAAAGUCUGAGAGACGACGUCACAUCCAGGAUUAAGUGCAGGAUCAGAUCAGUUUUUGGCAAUGGAUUUAUCAGUUUUAAAGGACAUGGCACACUGUUGUUGUUGUUUUUACGCAUUUUGCAUUUUUCUAUGGACAAAAGACAACUAAGGAGGCAUUAAAAAAUGUCAACGGAAUGUCAUUCCCGGGAUUGAAGAGGAGACCAAGCAGGAAAAGAUAUGAGAUAUUAAGUUCUGGAAUGUAUAUCAGUACUUUUUUUUUUUUUUAAUCUAGGACAUUCCUUUAUUUCAAAACUUCUUGUAAAUAUAUUUUCUACCCAUUCCAGUUUGGACCGAUUAAAUAUAUUUGUUCCUCAUUUUUUACUUCCUAAUUUUCAAGGAACCCUUUUCCAUAGCAGCAUCUGAAACGAAGAUACGUGUUGGGAGCGCCACAUCCAAACUUUUGCGGUUUUAUGUUCUAAAAAAGAAAUAUUGGAGGAGACCAAAGACUGUCUAAUAUAUCCAAUCCAUCUCAAAGCAUCUUUUUCUUUUUUCUUUACAUCUUAUUUUAUUUUUAAUCUACCACAGUAAAGGGCUACAAGAACCUUAACGCUACCAAAACACUGUACAGUAUAUAACAGCACCUGACUCGCCAGCUAUAAGUGUUCACUUCAAUAAUGGUGUAAAUAGUUCUUCACAGAAGAGCAGGAAGUAUGUAGCUUCAUCUGCUUUUGAUUCCAUUGGUAGUAAACUUGUGGCCCGCCCUCCUCUUAUGCCAUGUUCGUCUGAUGUGUUAAAAUCACACAUGCGGUUGUUACCUCAAAGCUGUCAACAGCUCAACGUGUCAAAGUGAAAGUCAAGGCAGGCACGCAAAAUACGUUGCGACUCUUUCCUACCGACAAACAAAGCCAACGAAUAUUUGCAUAUCAACAGUUUUUAAAUGUGUAACGUUCAUGUUCCUGUGGGGAAAUGAUGUUGGUUAUAUAUAAAUAUAUAUAUAUAUAUAGACGUCUGUAGAAAGCUUCAGUGUUGAUUUACGGCGGUUGGAGCGAUGCGGAGAUCUACUCUGUAUGGUGCUUUGAGUAUUUUCAUCUUUUAAUUUCACAUUUUGUGAACAUUUGAAUUGGAAUUUGGCUGCUUGGUUUAUUCUGGUUUGAUAUCUGCUAAUUGUAAUAAAUCGAACUUGUUGCUUUUGUAUGUCAGCUUUAAGUCCUUGGAUUGUUUUAUCUUGACAAGUUUAUACCCCUUAAAAGACAUGCAGCCCACUGUACAUGCUUUACAUCCUCAGCCAAUGCAAACUGUACCAAUUGAGCAUUCAGCUCAGUUCAUCGCAGCUUCUGGUGGCGUCAGAUGAUGUCACUGAUGCCCACGACACAUUGAAUGUUUAGUCCAGAGGGCAUCACCAAAUGCUGAGCUCAUGUGCACGAUAAAUGCACCAGUGACCUAGUGUUAGUAUAUUAAAAUUGAUUCAAAGGUUUUCAAAUCAAAUAUUUAUCACCUUUACAACAAACCGGUAAUAUCUGAUAACUCACAGUGAUGGUAAAUUUAGUGAUUCAUGCCCCUGUAGUGAAUUUUUAAUGCGAUGAAUCUUCAGUACCGCCUCUGUUUUCGGUCCGUCACUUUCCCCUCAGGCCUAUCUGAGUUUCAGGGAUAGCGGAUCGGACCGCAUGUGCCUCCGAAUGUCCGGUUCACUCGAGCUGCGCGGCUGAGCUCUGUAAUGUACAGCGAAUGCAUUUAACAUUGAGCUUUUUUCCCUGCUGUGAUGCUGCUGUUUACUUGACUGUACAUCAGCACAAAUCAAUACAGUGAUGUGCACCAUUCCCCGAAUUAAACUAUUAGAUAGUGAUGACUUCAUCUCCGUUUAGGGACGAAUGUUUACAAGCUACAGGCUUGUGUAAAGCUUACAAAAGAGAGAAACAGUGAGCCAUAUCCAUUUCAAACCUUUAAAGCAUAUGUUUAUAUAUGUGAUAUAAAAUGAAAUCUGUAUAUUUUGGAAGAUAGUGUUAUAGGUGAGUAUUUGUUCUGAGUCGCCUCAGACUUGUCUGAAAAGAAAAACAAAUGUAAUAUUGUGAUUUAAUGAGCCUUUGUCAUGUUGAUAAAAUAUCGGCCCACUUUCAGAUAGUAAAACUAAUGCUGCACGUCUCUGGACCCACAAAGACUGUUUGGGUAGCUCUAUACCCAAUUUUAAUAGGCCUUAAAGUUGGAUUUCUGGUUAAUGACGACACCUUUUGGUAUUAAUAGUGAUGUAGUUUGUUUUUCUAACGUCAACCCAGAAUGAUAUUUUCAUGUGGUGAUCAGUCACAUUUAUUAUGCUUGAAACAAGAAAAAUAUUGAAGAGAUUUUAAUUAAAUGACUGUUUUCACACCCUGUUCCCUUACGAGAACCAAAAACGUACAAAUUUAAUUUGUUUGAAUUGUAAAUGAAUGUUGAUAACCAGCAUGUGAUAAAUACACUUUUAUGCAAAUAUAAAGACAUAGCCAUUUAUUAAAUAAUAGAGAUGUAGGCUGAGAUGGUGUUUCUAUUGUGUCUAUAAAUUAUUUCCAAAUACCAGCAAAGGGUUUUUGCCAUUAAGGUGAAAGUUUUCAUUAAGUUUCUCAUUGAGAAAAACCUGUUUAAAUGCUCGUCACCUGCUGAUGAAGUCACAAAUCCAAGUACCAAACCUGACGCGGAUGAAAACAUUGUGGCUCAAAACUGUUAUCCGCCUGGAGUUACUGAAUAUACUGAACAUCUGCGGUGUCGGAUGCUGUAAUGAGUCUGUUCGCUUCACUUUUCACUUCUCUUUGAAAUGUUAUGUGGGAACUGUUAUGUAUUGUAUGACUCUAUAUUCAAUAACGUGUUGGGAAAUCUUGCGCUAUGCGUAUAUUUGUGUAAAAAUGUCCGCUAUUUGUGUAAAGGAAGAUCGUAAAAAAGCCCUGUUCAGCUUAUGGACUGUUGAAAUGCAGAAGUUUGUGGCCUCGGGUCCCUUUCUCAGAUGAGAGUCUCUCUCUCUGGGAGUUUAUUUCAUAAAGGGACAUAAAGGCUUUUAUUUUUCUGAACUGUCUAAUAUUAUAUAUUAUAUCUACUGGAAAGAGAGAGAAAACUAUUUUUCAUCUGCACAUUCUACUUUGUUUGUGUAUGUGAUGGAUAUUAAUCUUGUUUUCUAAAGACAAAAGAGACUUGUAACUAAGAUGAAAAAUGUCAAUAAAACGCUAUUUUGUUCUUUA
Molecule: messenger RNA, 5867 nt
Organism: Paramisgurnus dabryanus
Lineage: Eukaryota; Metazoa; Chordata; Actinopteri; Cypriniformes; Cobitidae
Gene: elk1
Product: ETS transcription factor ELK1
Biological process (GO): cell differentiation; regulation of transcription by RNA polymerase II
Cellular component (GO): nucleus
Molecular function (GO): DNA-binding transcription factor activity, RNA polymerase II-specific; sequence-specific DNA binding
Source: RefSeq, a predicted model, not a curated record